GACUACAUUUCAACGAUGUAUCCUGCAUUUUUUAUCUGGGAAAAAAAGGAGGUGGCACAACUAGUUGAAAACAAAAUGGAGCACAAGAAGCAGUAUGGUCUUAUUAUUCCCAAAAAAGCACAAAAAUCCCAACUGGCAUUGAAAACUUCUGUAUUUGACAAUGAAAGUGAGGAAGAGGAUGCUGCAACUUCUCUGGAACAAACAAUUAAGAAGGAAUCAUUCAAGAAUAGAAUUAAAAAACAGACUCAGCUAGAAAUGAAAAAAGCCAUAGAUGAAGACCCCACAGUUUACGAGUAUGACAACAUAUAUGAUGAAAUUCAUAGAAAGAAAGAAGCAGCCAAGCAGUCAUCCAAUUCCAAUGCUCAUAAGCCUAAGUACAUCCAGAGUCUCUUGAAAGCAGCUGAAAGAAGAAAAAAGACAGAAAGAAGAACAGAAAAAAAGAUUCAGAAAGAAAGAGAAGCUGAAGGAGAGACUUUCAAAGAUAAUCUUAUGGAUGUUACCAAACAAAAGGACCUCAGUGGAUUUUACCGUCAUUUUUUGAACCAGACUGUUGGUGAAGAAAAUAUUCCUGGAGAGGAAAAGCAUGUGAAAAAGGAAAUUAUUUCAUGUGAUGAAGAAAGCAGCACAAAAAGUAUCAGUGCAAAACUCAGGAGAAAUAAGCACAGAAUCAAAGAUGAAUCCCAGGGUGUUAAUGAUAAGAACAUUAAAAAUCAUUCUGAGUCCAAAAAGGUUGAAUCAGUUAAUGUGGAUGCUGAUAGUGAUUUUUCUGUUGAUUCUGAAAGUUCCAGUAGUAGUAGUAGUAGUAGUAGCAGUAGCAGCAGUAGUAGCAGUACUAGUAGUAGUGACCAAAGUAGUGAUGAGUCAACUUCACAAGAUAAGAAAGUUAAUAAAAAAAAAGUUCUAAGAAAAAUGUUGAACUUAGAAGUAAUGAAAGUUACAAAAAGGCAGAGAAAGAGGGAAGAGAAAAUGGAAAGACAAUAUCGCAGAGAGUCUACGAAAAUAAACAAGUCACCAUCAUCAUCCUAUAACAGAGAAAACAGGCACAGAAAAGAACUAAAGAAAGUAAAUAGAUCAUCUUCUGAAAGAGAGGGAAGAGAUCCGAGAGAGAUAAGAAAGAUAAACAGAUUGUCACCAUCUCCUGUCAGGGAAGACAGGUAUACAAAAAAGACAGAGAAAGUGCAUAGAUCAUUUUCUGAGAGGGAAGGAAGAGAUCAAAGAGAGAAUAGCAAGUUAAAUAGAUUGUCAACAAACUCUGUUAGAGAAGAAAAUCAGAGGAGAAAAGAGUUCAAGAAGAUAAGUUUAAGUAGGUCACCUUCUCCAAGUGAUGACCGAAGUCACAGAAGAAAAACAAGAAAGAAGAGUAAAUCAUCAUCACCAGACAGAAAUAGAAGGGACAAAAAAGAAUCAAGAAAACUAGAUCAUUCACAGACUUUAUCUCUGGAAAGAAAACACAAAGUGGGUAACAGAAGAAAUAGCAAAUCACUGUCUCCAUUUUCAGAUGAAGAUAAGAAGAGGAGAUGUAAUAAAAAGAAGAAAAGGACCCCAUCUUCAUCCUUAGAUAGGGAAAAAAUACAUAAAAGAGAAAAAAGAGAGAGGAGAAAGUCACUAUCUUCAUCUUCAGGUAGUGAAAGAAAGGAAAGUAAUAGUGACUCAAGGGAAAAGGUAAGACAUACGAGAAAAGAUCAUAAAAAUUCCCUUUUUAAGAAAUCAAGAAAACAUGAAAGGUCUUUAUCAAAUUCAACAGUAGAUAAAGAAGACUAUGAGAAAUAUGAUAAAGAUAGAAAUCAUUCUGUCAGUCAAGAUCAGAAAUACGAGAGAAAAGAUUUCAAACAAAAAUUAUCGUCUAGAGAAAAGGCACAUCACUAUUCAGUGAAAAAGUUUUCUUCCUCUACUGUGGUUAAGCAUGAUGAAAACAGUGAAGAAUCUAACCAUGAAGAUAAGAAUAUGAAAAAAGAGACAAAAAGAAAACAUGAGAAUCAGAAGAAUCUUGAAAAGGAUAAAACACUAAAUUUUGCUUCUAAAUUUGCGAAAAGAAAUGUUGGUCAAGCUGUUGAAGAUGCACGAGCAAGGUAUUUUGCUCGCAAAGAAGCUCGAGAAGCAGCUAAAGCUGCUUUUGGUACGGUGACAUAACCAUACGUGUUUGUGAACAAAUGUACAUAUAUAUUGUUAUAAAACUACCUGUUUUGUACCAACUUAGAUAGACACCUGUUGGUAGUUGUAUA
This is a messenger RNA of Limulus polyphemus (Atlantic horseshoe crab), 2222 nucleotides long. Its product is annotated as nuclear speckle splicing regulatory protein 1-like. Gene Ontology annotation, biological process: regulation of alternative mRNA splicing, via spliceosome. The record is from RefSeq and is a predicted model, not a curated record. NCBI's taxonomy places the organism in Eukaryota, Metazoa, Arthropoda, Merostomata, Xiphosura, Limulidae.